Messenger RNA from Nicotiana tabacum (common tobacco), 375 nucleotides. The record is from RefSeq and is a predicted model, not a curated record. Lineage: Eukaryota; Viridiplantae; Streptophyta; Magnoliopsida; Solanales; Solanaceae.
AUGGAGGAAGGGGUUUUGAGUUCUUUUUUGUCUAAAGCUGGUCAGGAACGGUUUCGGACUAUCACUACUGCUUACUAUCGUGGAGCCAUGGGUAUAUUGUUAAUGGUGUAUGAUGUUACUGAUGAAUCCUCCUUUAACAACAUUAUUCGUAACAUUGAGCAGCAUGCCUCAGACAAUGUCACCAAAAUACUUGUAGGGAACAAGCUGACAUGGAUGAAAAAGCAAGAGGGCUCAUCCUACUUCAAAGACUGCCCUUCGACGCUCAACCAGAUGCAGGAGCUGGAGGUAGUCAAGCUGCCCAGAGAUCAGCUUGCUGUGGUUCGUAAAAAUAGUUGGUUGGGUAUUACAGCUCCUGUUGCACUUGCUGGGCUCUAA